Molecule: messenger RNA, 1592 nt
Organism: Neoarius graeffei (lesser salmon catfish)
Lineage: Eukaryota; Metazoa; Chordata; Actinopteri; Siluriformes; Ariidae
Gene: hrct1
Product: histidine rich carboxyl terminus 1
Exons: 10
Coding region: 68-1306 (412 amino acids)
Biological process (GO): chitin catabolic process; carbohydrate metabolic process
Cellular component (GO): extracellular region
Molecular function (GO): chitinase activity; chitin binding
Source: RefSeq, a predicted model, not a curated record
AUCAGCAGACUUGCUCUGCAACUUUGGCCAGUUGUAUUGAGUAUCCAAUCCAAAGCACAGCCAAGUAAUGCAGCUCAUAGUAGUGUUUACCUGUCUGGCGAUAUCAGCAGCCUCUGUUGCUCAGAGUGACGCCACAGUGGCCUGUUAUAUGGAUGCAUCCAUACAGCACAUGGUUUUCCCUGUUGAUUCUUUCUCAUGCACUCAUAUUAUUUACUCCACUGCUUAUAUUAGUGAUGACUUCAGUUUUAAAACCUUGUCCUUGGAUGUGGACCUUUUUAGUUCCAUGCUGAAAAGUCUGAAAGAAAGGAAUCCAGGUCUGAAGAUUUUGCUUGGUAUUGGGUUGGAGCAGUCAAGGUUGGAGGUGUUGUUGCAGCAGCAGAUAAUUCUGGAUAAUUUUCUUAACUCAUUGCUGAAAUAUGUGAUGAAGAACAGUUAUGAUGGUGUGGAGUUGACAUGGUUGGAGAAUGACUCUGAUGAAACUCUCAGGAACACUGAAACUCUCACACGUUUCAUCAAGGAGCUGAACUGGACCAACCAAGCUGCUGAUAAGUCAUUGCUUGUUUUGGUGUCUCUUCUGGACCAUAAUGACCACAUCAGUACUCUUACUGACAAGAAAACUUUAUCACAGUAUGCUGAUUUCAUCUGCAUACUGCCACUGAGCUCUAAUAACAAAGAGCCACAAAUAGACAACACAGUCAACUAUUGGCAGACCCAAGUUGACCCCAAGAAGCUUAUCAUUGCCUUGCCUGCAAUUGUACAACAACCUCAAAAAAGGCAGAGCACUAAUCAGUCCAGGAUUGUGGGCAUAAACCCAGAGAGGAAAGUGGAGCAAAUGAAUGGCCCUGGGCUGAUUAUAGGCAAAAAGGUUUGCCAGGCCAUCAAGAGUGGACAAAAGGAAUUAAAGACUUUAACAAACCGUGAGAGUGCUCAAAGCCAUGGGGAAGAUGUGUCAUGGUUCCUACAGAAAGGGCUCGGUGGUGUUGGGGUUAUCACGUUGGACAUUGACAACUUUCUCAACUCUGUUUGUCUCAACUGCACCACAAAUGAAAAGGCGAUUCUUGGAUUAAAUGUGAUUACUGGGCAUCAACAUGGGCAUGGUCACCAUGGGCAUCGUCAUCAUGGGCAUCGUCAUCAUGGGCAUCGUCAUCGUAGGCAUCAUCAUCAUGGGCAUCGUCAUCAUGGGCAUCGUCAUCAUGGGCAUGGACACCAUGGGCAUCAUCAUCAUGGGCAUGGACACCAUGGGCACGGACACCAUAGGCACAGUCCCCAUAGUAACAGUCACAAUAUUAACAGUCAUCACAAUUAGAAAGGGCGUUUGCAUCAUGGUCAUCAUUAUUCAGUCAAAUUGAAGUUUAAAAGCAAGAGAGCCUAAUAAUCGCAUAUAUUCAAAUAGUGUUUUGUCACAUGAGUUAAUCAAAUAUUGCAUGAGUGUGUUGAAUGUUGCUUAAAAUAGCAUUAAAGCAUUGUGCCAGUGAUAUAUACUGUAGUUUGCUUACACAAUAGUUCUGAUAUCUACUCAUGCUUUUGCUAAAUAAAUGUUCCAGACUUGUGUGGAAAAUGUUAUUAGUUGGAAUAUUAGUUAACUAGUGUAA